GAAGCAGGGACAUCGACUCAGGAUCAACUGGAUGUAUCGAGCAGAAACCAAGACAUCAGAGUAACACAAGUCACAGUAAUGAUGUAGACAAUGCCUCCAUUGUCAGCGAGACAGUGUGAUAAUGACAAGGCAAGAAAAUCUGCAACAUCGGAGGUCUGUGGAAAAGCUUUUAGGCCAUAAAUCAGUUUUAAUCAUACAUCACAGAACCCACACUGGUGAGAAGCCGUAUUCUUGUGAAAUCUGUGAAAAAAGCUUCAGUCGACGGAACUCUUUGACUGCCCACAUAAGAUGUCACACAGGUGAGAAACCGUAUGUUUGUAACACUUGUGGAAAAAGAUUUUCUGGUUCAUCAGCACAUAGAAGGCACACGAUAAUUCACAAAAAGAGAAAGCCAUAUUCUUGUGAAACCUGUGGAAAAACCUUCAGUCAACGUUCCCAUUUGACUUCCCACAUGCGGUGUCACACAGGUGAGAAGCCGUAUUCUUGUGACACAUGUGGAAAAAACUUUAGUCAACGGGCCCAUUUAACUUACCACGUGAGACGUCACACAGGUGAGAAGCCGUAUGUUUGUGGAAGCUGUGAAAAAAGCUUUAGUCGACGGGACGCUUUGACUGUGCACAUGAGAUGUCACACAGGUGAGAAGCCAUAUGUUUGUAACACUUGUGGAAAAAGAUUUUCUCGUUCAUCAGCAUAUGGAAAGCACACGAUAAUUCACAAAAAGAGAAAGCCAUAUUCUUGUGAAACCUGUGGAAAGAGCUUUCGUCAUCAGUCCUCUUUGACUCCCCACAUGAGAUGUCACACAGGUGAGAAGCCGUAUUCUUGUGACACCUGUGGAAAAAGCUUCAGUCAACGGACCAAUUUGACUGACCACAUGAGAUGUCACACAGGUGAGAAGCCAUAUUCUUGUGACACCUGUGGAAAAAGCUUCAGUCGACGGCACCAUUUGACUGUCCACAUGAGAGGUCACACAGGUGAGAAGCCAUAUGCUUGUGGAAUCUGUGAAAAAAGCUUCAAACAUAGUUGUCAAUUAAAAGCACACAUGAGAAUCCACACAGCUGAGAAGUCGUGAUCCUGAAACAUCUGUGGAAAACAUAAUGUCAGAACUCAGCUUGAAACAACAUGGAAGAGUUGGUAGAAGUUAAAAGUAGAUGUUUUAGAUUUAAAGCACCUUUAGUCUGUGCUUCAACAACAAUUGUGAGGAAGUAUGUAAGCAAUCCUUGAUGAUUAGACCAGAUGGAGUCUGGACUGUGGUGGUGGUGGAGCAGGCAGAAGAACCAAACUGAAUGUCUGGAUGGAUAUGGUAUUGGUACAGACUGCUACAUUUCUGCUAUCAUGACAUCCUUCAUCAGCAGAGCAGUGAUUGGAGAUAUUGUGAAGCUGUUUGGAACAUUUUCACAUCCUGCUGAGAGAACAUGGCUGUUCAGGUGUGAACAUACUGCUGGAAUCCACUCAGCUUGAGCUCUGCCGUCUUUCCAGUAAAAGGAGGCAACGAGAUACAGAGACAUUGUGACAGUAGGACACAACAGAGUGUGUCACUGCAGCAGAGGAGAUCUGGACGUGAAAUAAAGUUGUAAUAAAACGUC
This is a messenger RNA of Acanthochromis polyacanthus (spiny chromis), 1583 nucleotides long. Its product is annotated as oocyte zinc finger protein XlCOF19-like. Gene Ontology annotation, biological process: regulation of immune system process; negative regulation of transcription by RNA polymerase II; regulation of cytokine production. NCBI's taxonomy places the organism in Eukaryota, Metazoa, Chordata, Actinopteri, Pomacentridae. The coding region runs from base 122 to 1069 and encodes 315 amino acids. The transcript is spliced from 2 exons. The record is from RefSeq and is a predicted model, not a curated record.